Aplysia californica (California sea hare) is the source of this 1529-nucleotide messenger RNA. Its product is annotated as adhesive plaque matrix protein-like. The coding region runs from base 78 to 1433 and encodes 451 amino acids. The transcript is spliced from 2 exons. The record is from RefSeq and is a predicted model, not a curated record. NCBI's taxonomy places the organism in Eukaryota, Metazoa, Mollusca, Gastropoda, Aplysiida, Aplysiidae.
AUUCUGGUGGGUCUCGGUCUCGUCUCCAUCAAAGACGUUUUCUUUCUUCGGAAGUCUACCAACAAAACGCCUGGAUAAUGACGAGAACCUUCCUCAUAAUGGCGCUGGUCGCCCUGGCGAUGGCUGGUGACGUACUUCCCAGAAAAGAUCUGCCCCCUUACAAGCCGCCACCUUUCCCAUCUUUCGACAAGUACAGCCCGACCUACCCGAAACUUGGCUUCCCAGACUACAGCACAGGUCAGAAUCCCUUCAGAAGCUACGACUACGCUCCCAAAAAGGCGGUCGUACCAGUGAAAAAGGCUUACGACUACGACUACGCCCCGGCGGGGUACGGUAAGGCCUACGCAGAUCCUUACAACUACAAGCAAGUGGUGCCCGCCGCUGUUCCCGUGAAGAAAGUCUACGCUCCUGACUAUGACUACAGGCCUGCCUACCCCGCCGUCGGAGACUACUACGGGCCAGGAUACGGGAAAGAGUUAGGCUACAAGGCAGCAGUCGUCCCUGUGAAGAAGGCCUACGACUAUGACUACAAACCAGUGUACCCAGUCAAGAAACCCGUCUACGAUGACAAGUUCGGCCCCGGCUUCGCUCCCGUCUCUGGUUUGGGAGCUUUCGGCGCUAAGGGUGUCUUCGCUGGAAAAGGACUCGGGCCUGCCGUCAAGAAGCCUUUUGAUUACGCCCCGGUAUCCGGACUGGGAGCUUUCGGUACCAAGGGAGUCUUCGGCGGGAAAGGGCUCGUGCCAGUCAAGAAAGCUUUCGACUACGCCCCUGACUACGUCAAGCCUAUUGCCCCAGUACAGAAAGGAUUCGGGUUUGCCCCCAAUUACGUGAAGCCAGUCGUUCCAGUAAAGAAAGGAUUCGGGUUCGCCCCCGAUUACGUGAAGCCCGUUGUACCAGUAAAGAAGGGAUUCGGGUUUGCUCCUGAUUAUGUGAAGCCGGUAGUGCCGGUAAGAAAAGGAUUCGAUUACGCUCCCGACUACGUCCGCCCCGCGGCGUACCCAGUGAAGAAGGUCGUCCCAGCCUACAGUGAUUACGACUACCGUCCCAGCUACUACGACAGCUACAGAGGAGACGAUUACAAGCCAGCUCUCCUCGCCAAGGACGUGUACCCGGGCAAGAAAGCGCUAGUUCCCGUGAGGGCGGUGUACCGCGACCCAUACCCUGUCCAAAAGGUAGGCGCCUACCCCGAUUACGUUCCCGCCAAGAGAGUCGGUGCCUACCCCGAUUACGUUCCCGCCAAGAGAGUCGGUGCCUACCCCGGCUACGUCCCUGCCGCAAAGGUCACCGUCGUCAAGCCAGCAGUGGUGAAGACACCAGCUAGAGUGUUCCCGACCUACGAAGACUUCGGCAAAGAUUUCGGCAAAGGGCUCAACAAAGAUGGCGCUUUCGGCACUGCCUUCUCCAAAGACUUCCUUCCCAAAUUCAAAUUCUGAUCUCGAACAGUCUCUUUAAUAAAAAACGGUUUUUUAUUUUAGUUGGGUCGUCGUUUUUUUUCUUUUGUAUCAAUAAAAAGCUGUAUGCCUUACGGA